GCCCAGAUGGCCAGUUACACAGCAUUCCAUGCAGAGAGAGCAGUGAGCCAAGCUCCCUCCCCCUGCCACGAGUGUACACGGUGCUCACACUGCUUGCAAUCAGCUGCUAGAGGAGGUGGAGCAGGAAGAGGCAACGUACACGGAUAUUAGGUAGGCACCAAGGCCUGCUACUAUAGCAAUAUAUAGCAAGGCUGGCACGCCAGGUGGGGGCAGGACUCCAACUCCCAUCAAUGUCAGCACUUGUAGUGUGUCUGCAAUUUAAGAUAGUGGAAGCUGGCCGCCACUUUGUAUGAUAUGCCUGUUAGGACAUUAGUGCACUUUUUAACUGCAGCCCAUUCCCCCAGUUUACUGAGUGGGACUGUGUUUUAGUAAGUGCUUAUUAUGACAGCUGGGUAAAGGUAGUGGAAGAAUGGGGUGUGCUGGGAGUUUUGGUUGCUGGAGUAACGGACUGCAACAUUCCUGGCACUGUGUUCCACAUUCCAUCAUGGACUUAUAGCUUGUUACUGAGACUUGUGGGAAAAAAUCCUGCAUGACCUGAGCUGCUCGUCGUAUAUAAGUGAAUUAUGGGUGCAUAGAGCAGUCCUGCAAUUUAAUAUUAUUUAAAAUAUGUAUUUAAGCAUUCCUCACUAAACCAGCCUUGUAGUCAUCUUACAGCUUUAUAAUUUUUGGGAAGAGAGUUCAGAGGGUGUUUAUAUUGUUAUAAACAUAAUUUAAGGAAAUCAUGUAAUGUGUUGCAGCCACUUUUAUGCACCAAAAAUUCAGUUUUCUAAUACAUUUAUAUCGAGGUUUCCACUUUUUAAGCUGCAAAGUAAAUGGAAAGUUUGUACUGUGAUCAAAUCAUUGUAGGAUGUAUCUGCAUAUAUUUAUUACAGAUGGCCCUGCUUCAGAUUAAAUCUGGUCAUUUUAUCUAAGUAUGGUUUAUCAACUCUAUUAUUAUUAUUAUUAUUGCCAUUUAUAUAGCGCCAACAGAUUCCGUAGCGCUUUACAAUAUUAUGACAAAUGUAUAUCUCUCACUUUGACACGUGAAAUAUAAUCAUGUUUUUUAUUUUGCUGUGUGCUUGUUCAAAAGCCAGUUACAAAAAACAAGUUUGACAUUUGUAACCCUCCCUAGGAUUCUCAGCCAGUCAGUCAUACAGGUUGGAUGAAAUGAUGCAUUAUCAAUGUGGUCAGGGAGGAGUAGGCUCUUAAUUUGUAUCAAACUAGUUUGAAAUUAAAGGGAAGAAUGAUGUCAGGACACUGUAGGCCAUGUAACGACCAGCAAGAUGUAAUGUUCAAAUUGCCUGGGUUGCCCUUUUAAAAUGUUUCCUUUUACCAUGUGUCAAAUGGUGGGUUGACCAGUUGAAUUCAAGAGUGGGGUAAAAAGUAGAUGCCUGACCUCUGCUGUGGCAUGCUAUGUGGAUAAUGUAUUUUUAAACUAACAAAAAACAAACAAAUAUAUACACAAAACAACAAACUGUAGCGAUUUUUAUGAGCAGGACAAUCACAAACCGGGCUCUAACUCUAGUCAGGAGCCUCUAAUCUUGCCUAUCCCAAUUUGGCAGGAUAAAUAGUUCAGCUCCAGCUGAAUUUUCAUCCUGUCUGUUCAUAAUGCAAGGACGCCUAAAGCAAUCACCUGAGAAUUAGUCUCUCACCAUAGUUGGUGAACAGAAGGAAGAUAAGUCUUUCAAAGCUAUCUCUGAUCUAGGAGACCACUCUUGGCUGUUCUGUUAUGUGUGUCUUAACGGUGAAAGGGAGCAGUGUGCUUUCUGCUUUACAACUUUUGCAAAGAUACACACUUGUUGCCUAGAGUGUGUAGAGUGACCCCUUAAAACAAAGCCCUUGUUCAAUUGGGAGAUAAAAGGGAACAUUAAAAUACAUGUAAUAUUUACCAUAUCACGGUGUCAUUAUGCUGUAUAUUAAGAAUGCUGGUUUCUCCCGACUCCACUAAAUCUAAUUGACCCCCUAGUUGCCCCCAAAUGCCCCUAUGCUCCACACAUUACCUAUUUUUUUAUCUUUAUUGUCUGCCCUGACCUAUAUUCAGGGCGCCGCCAUCUUUGUUUGCGUAGAUAAAGUCCCUGUGGGAAACGUCAUCUACCCACACAUGCCCAGGAAUUUCAUCUAUUCAUUCAUUCGUUAGAAAUGUCAGAUGAACAAACAAACACCGAAUAUCAGUCUUCGUUUGUUCGUUUUGUUUAUUACAAGGAGGGAGCUACCGCCGCGCAGCUCCCUCCUUGUAAAAUGUAAAGAUAGAAGCGUCAGGGAGCUGUGCUCCCCACCACUUCCUAAGCCCCCCAUGUCCUCCCUCACUCUCUGGGGGUCAAUAUGACCCCCAUAAUAGCAUAAGGGAGAUUAAAAUCUCCCGAAUGCCCCUACUUGCUAUUCUGCGAGUUGGGGCAUGUCUAUUAAACAGUGAGCAGCCUGCGUCACUGUGUGGUUUAAAAAAAAAAAAGCCACUGGCUGCUCACUCUUUACUAGACAUGCCCCUACUCGCAGUAGUGUGUGUGUGUGUGUAUAUAACGAAUGCAGUGUGUGUUUGUGUAGUGUGUGUAAACUGGGUGGGGGGAGGGCAUUUUUAUUAUUUUAAUAUUUUUAUUUUAAUAUUGUUUACUUUUUAUUUUAUUUUUUUUGUCCCCCCUCCCUGCUUGUUACCUGGCCAGGGAGGGGGGAUAUGACAGUUCCUGAUGGUCCAGUGGUAUGGGCUGUGCAGUGGGCGGAGGCAGCAAGCUGUUACUUACCUUUGCAGCAGCUCCCCUCAUCUCAUAGUGUAAAUCUCGCGAGACUUGUAAUGAGCCCGGCAGUAAGUUGCCAUAAUACAGACACUGACUCGAGUAUAAGUCGAGGCAGGCUACUUUGUCUUAUGUUUUAAAGAAAACUAGAGCAGACAGGAAGAAAUUAUGAACAGAUCUUGAGAGAGGGAGAAAAGAGGAAUCGAUUUAAAGUGCCGCUUUAAGCAAACUUUGGAGUGUGGAGUGGGGAAAGAGUACAGUCUGAUAUACAGUGGGUUUACAGUCUCUUUGUAAUGAUCUGGAGACUCUGGACUGCUUUUUUGGGUGAUAUGCAGAUAGUUCAGGUUCUCUGUACUGGCACAACUAAAACCAGCUUGAGAACUGAGCAAGGACCUAACGGAGGGCAGGCUAUUUUAUUCCCUGUUCUUGGUAUUCUCUUGUGCUCUGUUAUAGUUUUUUGUUCCUCCAGUGUCCUCCAGCAGCUGUAGAGGAUGUAGUUAUAGCUGUAUGGAUAUAUCUAUGUAUGUAUGUAUGUAUGUCUGUCUCUAUCCUAAACUUUCGAGAUUAGAUUUCAGUUCACUACAAUUUUUUUUAUUUUAUUUUUAAUUGUAGUAAAACCAUAUUGUAUAAACCGUUUUCUGUAUUUUAAAUUAAAGGGACACUAUAUACACCCAGACCACUUCAACUUAUUGAAUUGGUCUGGGUGCAGUGCCCCUGUCAGUUUAACCCCGCAAUGGCAAUGAUUUCCGUUACUAAUUAACUGCAAUAAUUACAUUGCAGGAUUAACUCCACCUCUACUGGCUGUCUACUAGACAGCCAAUAGAGGUGCUUCUGGGUCAUCGUUUGGUCACCUAACUGACGCUGGACUUCCUCACGCUAUGCAUGAGAACAUCCAGCGUCACCCAAAACCCCAUUGGAAAGCAUUGAUUCAAUGCUUUCCUAUGGGACUGUGCGAACGCGACUGCUGCCGCGCAUGUGCAUUAGGUCCCCGAUAUCUGAGGUGGCACCGCCUGACCUAGUGCUGAGGGAUUCAUGUAAUUAGAAAAAAGAGUGGAUAACACUUUAUGUGCUGGUGAGGUGCCAGGGAGGGGGCACUAUAGGGUAUUAUAGUGCCAGGAAUAUAAUUUUAUAUUCCUAGUCUAUAGUUUCCCUUUAAAUAUUUAAUUACAAUGUAGAUUAUGUAAGUUUUUGUUAAUGUUCACUUUUUGUUUGAGAUAUAAUGUAACUUCUGUAAAGAUUCUUCAAAACAACCUUGUAGUUAUUCACUAAAAUGGUGAUAUUUGCUGAAUUUACAUGGCAGAAACUGUAAAUGUUAAGUCAAAAAUGUCUCUCCACUGUUAUAGGCUGAAAGGUGCAAUUCGUUUUUAUAAAUGUAUUUAUUCAUAAAAUAUUUUACUAGGUUGGAUACAUUGAGAUUUCUCUUGUUUUUAAGUAUGUCCUGGGUCAUCCCCCCCACCCCCCCUCCAAAAUAUUGCAUUGUUACAAUAGGAUACAAUAUACAAACUAUACAUAUACACCUAUAUAAAUUUAAUACAUAACAGGUAAUAAAGAUAUUCAACCAUGACAGGUGCAUUCUGUGCGGAGGUAUAUUAUCAUAGAUCUGACUGUGUCCCUGAAGUUAUUCCAUAAUUGCGGUGCUCUGUAGGAAAGGGAGGAUCGAGCCACUAUUUUAUUUUUUGUAUUGGGGUUUAUGGUAAAUAUCGUACUAGUACUGGAUCGGAGGUGGGAACAGCCGGGGAGAGCAUUCUACUCAUGUAGGGUGGGAGCUUCCCAGAAAUGCUCUUAUGCACAUAAAUGUACACAAGUCACUUCUUGUGUUUUUUUUUUUUUUUUCAUUUAUUUAUUUUUUUCCCCCUUCAUUCUUCCUCCUCUACCAGAGACCUGAGAAUUUGAGUGAUCGUAGCUGUUACUAGAACUUGUGUAUGUAUUUGUAGAAUAUAUAGUUUCUAGGGUUAAUGGCUGUAGUUGCAGUUCUGUAGCAAUAGAAUAACCUAUUUUCUAGCCUUGUUUUUAGAGUACACCAUAAAUCACAGUUCACUUAUGUUAAUGCUGCAUCUAUAGUGUGUACAGUGUGUGUGUGUGCGCGCACAUUUAUGUUUCUGUAAUGACCAAUCUGUAGGCAGUUGACUUGUUAGAUUUGAUAGGCGAAUACACUUCCAGUGUGUUUUUUACUUUUAUUGAUUUCUUGUACAGUGCCUGUAUUAUCAUUUACAUUUCUGUACAGACAAAGGAAACUUUUUUCUAGAGGAAAUUGAACAAGCAUUCUUGCUAAGUGUUACCCACAGUCUUUACCUAUCCUGAUUGUCUCACAAUGGCUUUCAUUGUGCAGUGUUGGUACAGAUCGUUGCUAAACAUGGAUUUUUCAGACACUGUGCCACUUUCCUAUUACCUUUUUUUUAUAUAACUGCUCCCCAAACAUUUAACUUUAAGGAAACAGGCAGACAAAAGUCCAAUAAAUUUUAUUAGCUGCCUUCUGGGAAAAAAACCCAACAUAUUUUCUGAUCACAAUAUGUAAUAUUUAAGGUUCACAUUAGUUUGUGUUUUUAUUUUAUUUUUUUUACUUGACACAUUAUUGCUACAAUAUAUAUUUUUCAUUUUAUUGACAUUAAUUCCAUUAAUAUUUUACUUUGUAAUCGUCGCCAAGUUCUAAAUGAAUGUCUGUAUUUACUUUUAAUACCUUGCAUGUCAUUUCAAAGCAGUUUAUUUUUCCAUUUAAAGCUUUGCUAAUUUAUUAACUUAUUUUUUUUUUUUUCCUCUCCUUCGUAAAAGUCCUUUUUGUAAUUAUUCCCCCCAUUGGUUACUACUUCUUACUUAAUCUGUCAAAUAUAUGGUGUGAAAAAUGUGGGUGCUAAUUAUAUCUUGUAUAUUAUUUGCAAUACAAUAAUAGGUGGGAUUUUGAGCCAAACCAAAAAAGAUAUUGAGCUAAUGGUGCAAAUGACCAGAAACUCAUAAUGGGGGUUAAUCCCUAAUUUCAGUUCCACUUUUUCGGCAAUCCCAUUGAAAUACUCUAGAGAUAUGUGUAACUAUAUAGGCGCCAACAAACUGUACCCUGCACACAUGUUCCUGACUCUUGGCUCACCUCUGCACCAGCUCUCCUUAAAUUUGCACUUUAAGCAAAUGGCUGAGAGUAGGUUAAGCCACAACUGGUGAGAGGACUGGACCAUGGGUGAUUUUUGUCAGUGUGCCAAAACACGCUCAGUUUUAAAGCACUUUAACCACUAAAAUAAACCCAUGGGUACCCACACUAUCCCUGUACUAUAUUUUCAGAGAUUUCUCACUUAGUGAUGAUAGGAGUCUUGCUCAGUGUACAAGAGGAUUAAAUUUAACUUAAUUUGGGGUCUGAAUAUUAUGGUUUGGCUACCCAGGCUUUAUCUGGGCAUAAGUACUUCAGGGAGAGGAACUGAUUUUAUGGUGGUAGUAGCAAAUGACUUCUGCUGUACAAGAAGUAUAACUCCUGUACCGGAGAUGCCAUGAGAUUAGAGACCCUGUGCUACACAUUGUGUUUCUUAAUGCACAAUGCAGUCUCGACAAACGUGCAUUAAGAGACUUGAAAACAUGAAUUACAGGUUUAAAAAAACGUGGAUCAUGUAAACCUAUAAAAUGUAUACACCAGAGAAUGUUUUCAAUUGCAUUGCAGUUUUCUUCUGAUGCUGUUAAGCUUAACAUUUUCUUUUUCCAAUGGUUUUAUUUGAAUCUUUAAGUAGAUUUUGUGUAGUGGUAUCAAAGUGUGUGUAUGUAUGUAUGUAUGUAUGUAUAUGUGUAUGUGUGUGUGUGUGUGUGUAUAUAUAUAUAUAUAUAUAUAUAUAUAUAUAUAUAUAUAUAUAUAUAUAUAUAUAUAUAUAUAUAUAUAUAUUAUUAUUAUUAUUUUUUUGUGCUACAAAAAUACAUACAAUAGUCUACUUCUUUAUGUAAUAACAGUGAAUUGUUUUAGAUUCCUUACGGAUUGCCACAUUGUAUUUUAUGUGUGUUUACAUGUAGCCAUGGAAACUUAAAUGUGUAGUCAGGUGUUCUACUUAAACAAAGCCAUAUAUGAAGAAUUGUACCAUUGGAUUAAGAAUCUAAAGCCCUUGCUUUUUUGCCAUUGAAUAUACAAGUGGUAUUUAGACUCUCACUUUCUUUCUUUACCAUAGAUGGGCUGUGUAUACCAAGCACUGGGUCAGAGGCAGUUGAGGCUGAGUAAGCACAGUGUAAUGUUCAUUACAAAUAUUGGGGAAUAAUUUGUAGAUGAGAAAAGUGGAUUGUUAUAUUCUGAAUGUAAGACACCACUAGAUUUAUUUAACAAUAUGCUGCAGGGCUCAAAUUUUGUGUUUUUUGUUUAACGUGGUCAUUCACUAAAAUGAAACUUUAAAGUGAAUUUUAAAUGUAAAGGGAUAAUAUAGUCACCAGAACCACUACAGCUUAAUGUUGUGGUUCUGGUGUCCAUAUCCUAUCCCUGUAGUGUUAGCACUGUAAGCACUGCAGUUUCAGAGAAAAGGCAGUAUUUACAUUACUGGCUGGUAACACAUCAGACAGCCACUAGAGGUGCUUCCUAGUCCAAUGCUGCACAAUGUGCAAUACGGGCGUUUAGCGUCUCCACGUUCUGUAUGGAGAUGCUGAACGUUCCCCAUAGAGAUGCAUUGAUUCAAUGCAUCUAAAUGAGGAGAUGCUGGUUAGUGCGGCACUUUGCCCCUCCUGCACAAUAGCCUAACAAUGAUCGAUCUCAGCCAUGGAGGCGGAGCCAGCCACAGUGAGACCAGUGUGGGGGAAACGUUGAGUAAAAUCACCUCUUUACUCCACAGAGAGGUGGCUGGUCACCUAAACAAUCUCUUUAGCACUUGUCUCAGAAAUACAAGUCUGUAUUCCUGGCACUAUAAUGUUCCUUUUGGCUACUUUGACCUUAAUCUGGGAGCAUAGUUGGAUUGAAGAAUUUUUCCAGUUUAUCUAGUGUGAUCUUUGUUGGUUUGAAAUUCACUUUGAAUUUUCACUUUAGUGAAGAACUCUGUAUGGUGAGAAUUGGAGGUGAAUUUCAAAUGUAAAGUUAAAGGGAUACAAUAGCCACCUAAACAACAUUGGCUUAAUGAAGCCGUUUUGGUAUAAAGAUUGUGCCUCUGAAGUGUCUCUGCGCUAUUCACUGCCAUUUAGGAGUUAAAUAACUUUUUUGUUUCUGUUUUAUGCAGCCCUAGCCACACCUCCCCAGGUUGUGACUGAGACAGUAUGCAUGAAAAAAAAAUGGUUUCAUUUCUUUCAAUCCUGCUCUGUAAAUUGAACUUUAAUUACAUAAGAGUAUCCUUCAGGGUCUAGCAAGCUAUUAACCGAGUAGAAGAUAAGAAUUUGCAAUAAUGGAAGUGUAAACAUUAGAUGUCUAUUUACAGGAAGUGUUUAGUAAGGCUGUGUAAGUCACAGCAGGGAGGUGUGACAAGAGCUGCAUAAACAUAUUGCUUUAACUCCUUAGUGGCAGAGUAUGGUACCCCUCCCCAUUCCGGACUUAAAUUUGGAUUAUCACUUUAAUACAGAACACUGUUAACCCCUUAAGGUCACAUGACAUGUGUGACAUGUCAUGAUUCUCUUUUAUUCCAGAAGUUUGGUCUUUAAGGGGUUAAAGGACCACUAUAGUGCCAGGAAAACAUACUCGUUUUCCUGGCACUAUAGUGCCCUGAGGGUGCCCCCACCCUCAGGGUCCCCCUCCCGCCUGGCUCUGGAAAGGGGAAAAGGGGUUAAACUUACCUUUUUCCAGCGCUGGGCGGAGAGCUCUCCUCCUCUGAUCCUCCUCCGUUCCUCCCCGUCGGCUGAAUGCGCACGUGCGGCAAGAGCUGCGCCCGCAUUCAGCCGGUCACAAAGGAAAGCAUUCAUAAUGCUUUCCUAUGGACGCUUGCGUGCUCUCACUGUGAAAAUCACAGUGAGAAGCACGCAAGCGCCUCUAGUGGCUGUCAAUGAGACAGCCACUAGAGGAUUAGGGGGAAGGCUUAGGGGGGAUUCUCUGAAACUGCUAUGUUUAUUAAAAAAUGGGUUAACCCUAGCUGGACCUGGCACCCAGACCACUUCAUUAAGCUGAAGUGGUCUGGGUGCCUAGAGUGGUCCUUUAAUGUAAAGCAUACAUUUGCGAGCUAUCUUACUAGCCAGAUGUAUAGCUUACAUUUUAUGAUUACUCAGAAGAGGAAUUUAUCAUUCACACAUCUGCAGACCAGAUAUGAUGCCAAAUGUACAUUGCUACAUCACUGCAAUAAAAUUCUGCUCAAUUCUCCAUUCCAGUCUAAAUGGAAGCCUGGGCUUUCUCGGAUAUAUAUAAUAUAUAUAUAUAUAUAUAUAUAUAUAUAUAUAUAUAUAUAUAUAUAUAUAUAUAUAUAUAUAUAUAUAUAUAUAUAUAUAUAUAUAUUAUAUUAUUUUUUUUAUUUAUUUUUUUGUGCUGCUGGUUUAAUCCUUUUUAUUUUCCAUUCUGCAGCUGCCCACAAAACCAACAGUUGUGAUGAGGACGUGAUCCUCCGGAAGUGCUAAUUAAUCUCACCCUAGAGAUUGCACAAGUUACAUCUAGUAACGCACAGGGCUCAGCUGGCACGUUAAGAUAGCAUUUCUACAUGAGGAUUGUGCCUGGGGUAGUAGAAAUCAAUGGCCUUCAGGUUGUGAGGGAGCUGAAACCCAGGAGAGUCAUAACAUAUUGAUGAACUGAUCAGCAGCUCUGCAUUAGGAGAAGAUGGAUUAGUCAUCAAACUAUUGUAAGUUAAGCAGAAAGCUGUAUGCGUGGCGUAUGAAGUUUGUACAGAUACGCAGAUAUUACUGGUUUGAUAUUGACCCUGUUUUUCUGUAGACGUUAUACUUUUAACCCCAUUUGUUCCAUUUGCACAAGGAAGACUUUCUGCCAUAAAAGGUAAAUAAAUAAAAAUGCAUCAAAACAAUUACACAAACUCAUGUGAUAUAUAAAUUUACGCUGGUCAAUUUAGUGUUUCAAGUGGGACUCUCUCUUCCGGACCAGUAACCAUUCUUCUGCCUUCACCCCCCGUAAACACUAUUGCAGCUUUUACUAUGGUAAACCCCAUAUAAAGCCCAACCCCUUUAAAAACUGGCCUCUUAUCUUAUCCCCCCACCACCACCAAACUUUACAGAGAAAUAGUUCAGAAAAGUAGAAGAUAAGCAGAAACAAUAGAAAGGUGAGUUUAAGGUGACAGAGCCACUUUAAUUUUACACACGUCACAUAUUUGUAAUAAAAUGUAUAAUAAGUGAUCAUUUGCAGGAUCCCCUGAUGAUAACAUUGUUGUGGGUGCAGGUGAAGGUGUCUUUGUUAACUGAACCUGUCCCUGGUAGCCAUCGCCAUGAUCUUCUUCGGUCCGGCCUUCAGCUGCCAUUCUACCUACAGCAUUUUGUCCCCUCAGCCAUCACUAGAGAUGGCAAGGGGCUUGGUAAGCUAUGACAUGACUUGACUCAGCCAUUUUGUCAAACGGAGGAAAAGUACUGAAACAAAUGACUCCCUACUUUGUCUUGGUAUAUCUUUUUUGACUAGAUGGAAUUUCAGUGAAAUUCCAACGCUGUCAAUAUGACUAGUUCACAAAAAAUGGGGUUUGAGGGUUACUGACCGGGCACUUUAAGCAUCUCUCAAUGUGUGGGUAAAAGGAAGAAUACCUAUAUGUGAAAGUGUGUCUUUUUAUACUCUAUUGAUGAGUGAAAGAUCCUGUAAGGACUAUUAAGACACUUGUCUUGCCCAGGGUUCAUAGUCUUGCACCUAUCUAGAAAACAGCAUUGACUAUAUUCUGAUAUUUUUAAAGCUAUUCAAAUCUUUCUUUAAAAAAAAACGUAUAUUUGUUUCCGUAUUGGUACAUUACCAAAUGGUGAAGAAGAAAAAGGAAAAAAAAAUCUUAGGAUAAAAACAUAUUUAUUUUUAAAAUCCAAGAAAUGUUGUACUCUUAUGAAAGUGCUUCUGCUAUUAUCUGAGAAAUGGUUAUGGAUUAGACCGCAAUCUAUCAGACCCCAUCUGGUACUGAAACUGUUAAUGAGGUACCAUCCACAGUGGGGAAUUUAUACAUUUCUACACUCAUUUUGUGGAGGACUCAGCUGUUCUUAAAAUUUGAGGUCUUUGACCUUUUCGCACUGUGACCCAAAAUUUAGAUUGAUUGCCAGGUCAUAAAAAUAAAUGAAGACCAAAGGUGUGCAAGUAUGUUGGAAAUGGGAAAGCAAAUGAAACUGCUGAUUUUCAACCUGGUUCCCAAGCUGCUCAUACGUUGAGUCUCUAAAACAGAUGAAAACAUUGAUUUCUGUCAUUUUAUUGUACGGUAAAACUGGCUUCUUGAUUUAUUAGCUUCCCUCAAAACUGGACAGCUUGUAAUAUUUGCAUUGGAUUCCGUUUGCAACUCCGUAGAACUCUUUAUGAAAUCAUCCCAGUGUUCUGUGCAAAGUUGGGCUUGCGUGGAAAGAACUAACAUUAUUGUUUGCUGUGUUUUUUUUGUGUGUAUCAUUGCUACUAGUAUGUAGGUGUCCACUAGCCAUUGUCGAGGGUAAACUUAAACCUGGUGAGUGUGCCAUGUGUCCACCAUGCUUGUAUUGGCAAGUAACUUUUAAGGUCUGGUUACAGUGUGUGUGUGUGUGUGUGUCUGUGUAUAAAACAGAGGGCUGCAGUCACCUGGACAUGCAUACAUUAUAAUGGUGUUGCUGGGGCCAAUUCAUACAACCUACAAGAUCCAGUGCACCCACUCAUUCACUAAAUGACCAUUUCAAAGCUCAAAGAAUGUUGUAGUAGAAUGUCAUGUAUUUUUAUUCUUUUUGUUUAUGAACUCCUCGUCUAGGCAAAAAGAAUGGGGGUUUUGUGAUAGUGUUUGAUCUUCCAUUGUAUAAGCCUGCCACUAUACCAAUGUACCCAUUUUUGACCGGUCCUAUCUUGGCAUCCAAAUGCCUGCUCUUAUGAGAUUAAUCCACAUACUUGGGAAAUGCUUCCUCCUGGGACUUUCUUCCUUGAGCUUUGAAAUUGCUGUUAGUGUGUGUGUGUGUGUGUGUGUGUGUGUGUGUUCAUGAGGAAUCUCUUCUUCUAUAAAUUUAACUUGGGGAGGAACAUCUUGUUUGGGUUCAGUUCCAAUUAGCAAUACCUAAACGUUGGCUACAUAAAAUAGCUGUUGUGGCUAAAAAUAUUACUUUAUUAUUAUUUUUUUUUGGUUUAUUGCAUCAUCUAACAUACUGAAAUAUUAAGUUUAUGCAUUUGCAUAAAGAGACUGCCAAAUGACAACAGUACUUCUAUUCUGCUUGAAAGCUUGUCUUAAUUUUGGUCCCAAGCUUGCUAGGCACUGUUUUGACAUUUUAAAAUUAAUAUAGGCGCAAGGUCAAAAAGAGUGCCGAUGUCUGUCUGAAAUAUAACUCGCUUCAUUUUAACAAAUAGAGGGUGAGGAUGAUUGAGCAAUAUUUGCGACUUGCCACCUUAUCCGUGAGUUUGGGUAAUCGUUUUAUCACCACAACAUUCCAGCGCUGAUGGUGUUAAACACAUUUAAUUGAGAAUAUUGUGUGAAUUCUAUAGUUCAUACUACAAAUCCUGCUACAACCACUUAUGAGUACCCAGAGAGUGGCUCAUUAUAAUUCGGUCUACAUUUAUUUUCUAGUCAAAUUGUUCAUUUGACAAGGAAUCAAAGGCUGUACAAAUAAUAAAAGAUGUGUUUUUAAUUCCUCCCGUCACAUCUGUUCACAGCAGGGCCGAUGGGUCUGCAAAAAAACUGAAGACUCCAUUCAAACAACGCACUACCCACAGCAGCUCAAUCUCGAUGGUAGAGUAUUAAAAUAGACAUGUGGCAUACUGCAAUGCUGAAUGUAUUUAAAAGGUUAUUGUGGUGAAAUGUAAAUAGACCCUUUCAGUACGGUGGAGGGCAAGACUUUCACUACACAGAAGUAAUUUCAAAGAUGUUUCAGAUGAGCAUUAUAACUGCUUAGAUUCCUUGCAAUAUCUCAGUGUAAACGGCCUUAUUUUUAUUAUUUUGAUCCCUGCUCAUGACCUUAUUUAGGUUGGCUGUCAUUUAAAUGUUUUUUUUUUUUUUUUUUAAUUGUGUUUUUGUAACUAACGUCAAUGUCGUAAGGUAACAAAGGUUCUUUUGGGUUCUAGGCAUAGACCACAUUACUGCAAUAAUCUUAUUAAACAGUCACUAGUGUCCAAUAUUUUUAUUAAUUUUAAAACAUUAUUGAUAGUCUAGAUCAGGGGUAGGCAACCUACGGCACUAGUGCCAUGGACGGCACUCAAGGUGUCUUUGCACGGCACUCAAGGCUGCUAGAGCCAAACAGGCUCUGGCCUAUCAGGAGUCCCAGUGAAACUUCAGAUAUCUGCUAAUACGAAAAGGUGGUGAAGGACAAUCCUAAAUUUAUGCAUUGCUGCACAUAGAGGAAGUGAUCUCAGAUAACUAACUCAUAUCACUUCCUCCCAGCACCUGUAAAUAAGAAUCCACACUGGAGUAGAGCAGCCCGCAGCUGCUGUUUCAGCUCCUGUCCUUGACCUGUACCUGGCCGGCCUGGUCCCCACUGGACCCCAGGGAAGCCACCCACACUGCUAGAUAUACACAGAAAUGCACACUAACCCUCCCCUCAUACAAAUAAUACGAACAGCCCGCAAGCAAACAUACACACAAUCCGCACAAACAUAACCCGCUAACAAUCCACAUACAUGCACACAACCCCACAUGCAGCCUCUCACAUGCAAUACCCCAAACAGCCCCCACACAUACACACACUACCAAACACACAAUGUGACAUAUCCAUCCACACACACAAUUCCACAAGCAGCCCCCAUACACAGCCCACAUUCAUAGGUAUCAUACACGAUACUACAAACUACUAAUGAACAUAUACAAAAUAGCUCAUAUACGCACAAAUAUAAAGAUACAAAGCAAUUACAGUAAAAAUAACACAAGCAGAAAACGGCAGCAUACAGACCUCAGUUUAAAAAAAAAAAAUAGGACGGGCACGCUAUAGGACAUCACAAUCCUAUUUCGGCACAGUGCUGCUAAAAGGUUGCCUACCCCUGGUCUAUAUGAAUAAAUUGUCGUGUUCCAAACGCAAGAAGAUCUGGAUGCUGUCCUAUGCUGGUGUAACUCUGCAUUGGUCCAAUCUGUUAAAGUGACUUCAACUUGCUGAUUAAUUUAAUAUUCGACAUGGCUAACAGUAUUGUUGGGUUUUAACUACAAUUCUCACCAUGUGGUGAUCUCCAUUUCAGUUUUGUCAAUCUCUAUACAUCAUGCUUCAUUGUAGACCCUGUGUUUCCGUCAUGAUUCCCUUUUAUUCCAGAAGUGGUGUCCUUCAGGGGUUAACAUGUUCUUGGGAUGGACCCAAACAAUUUUGUGACCUGGCUGCAUUUCGAAAUGAAUGACUUGCUCUCAAAUGUUGCAGUUAAAUUUAAAGUCAUAUAAUUUAUAAACCCACUCUUGGUUAUUUUGUAUAUAUACUUUUGUAUAUUAUGUGUGUAAGCAUUUCUACAUGAGCAGAUCUCAGUGAUUUAUUUUGAGUUGGAUUUGUUCAUGUUAACUUUAAUUACAAUCUUUCUCUUUGCAGAGUGUAAAAAGUCAGGAGUCUUGUACUCCCUUGCCCAAGCACUUUUAAUUGUAUUUAUUUUUUUUGUUCAUUGACUAAAACCAUUCUUGGCCUCAUUCCUUUUGUAACACAUUAAAAGUUAAGUAUUUUAUUUAACAUAUUUAAGUUUGUGGAGCGAUGUGCUUGCAGAAACAUUUUUAUUUUUUUUUUGUUUGUUUUUUCUCCCCCGAGAGGUUUGAUCUUCUAUAAAUGUUUUGUCCAUUGCAACAAUAUCGUAGAUGCUACCCUUCAGACAUCCUCAUUCACAUUUGUGUGAACAGGGCUAUGCACAACAGUGUUUAGCUAUUUUAAUCUGAAACUUUGUGUUUCUAUUUUCAGUUCACUACAAUUUAUUGUUGUUUUUGUGAUUUAUUUUUAAAAAGGAAAAACUCUAAAACCUAUGAAAUUCAAAAGUGAUUCUGCUGAGCUUUUUAAAAUUUUUACCGGUGAUGCUUUCGCUUAGAAAAAACACUGCAUGGAUUCAUUGUAACAUGAUCAUUUUUAGAACGCUGUGUGAUGGAAUCAUUUUAAAUAUAUAAUUUUUAAUUAGUCUGAGUGUCAAUAUUGCUUAUACCUGGGUUAAUCUGAGUGUGACAAAUUGCAGUUUCAAGGUUUUCAAUUUCUUUGUUACAGAGCCUAAAAAGGGAAAGGAGAAAAAAAAUAAAAAUAGACUAAAAACAAAACACUUUUUGCUAUGCUCUUCAGAUCAAAAGAGGUGCAAGUCUCUCUACUUUGAAGAUUAAUAUAAUAUUAUAAUUCACUUUGACUGUAACAUUAAGAUUAAUAAGUAAUGGCUCAUUCUGAUUCAUACUCUAGUUUAAAAUUUCAGCGAUGAGCCCCCUCUGGGAACUAGGAGCUAGAUAAGCAACAUUCUCAUGUGUGUCUGCUUCAAACAUGCCAUCUACUGAUCCUGGCUGAGUACGAUAGGAGUUAAUUACAAAUCACAAGUAGGAUUGCUAAAACGUCACUAUUUCUCAGUUUGCUUGAAAACAAUCCACAUUUUUAUAUUCCAUAUAGAAGUGGUUUGUUUGUUUUUUGUCUGUGUCUUUUCAGGAAAAUGUUGCUAAAUAUUAAGGCCAUUUUACUUUAAAUAUUAAUUAUGCUGUAAUGUCUCCUCUGUUUAGUUCUCAUAAGCGAGGGAGUAAAAAUGCGUGUGUGUGUUUUCGUUCAUCCAGCUGUCCACUAUGGGGGGGGAAAAAAAUGAAUGAUAAAUUACCAUAUCGCUUUUGAAGAACAAAGAAGUUGCAGCAUUUUAUCUGAGAUUCGUACCUUGGAUCCUCUGUGCAGAUAAACUAAGCUGAUAUUUUUCGGGUUAAGUAGCUGGUGUAACAGGUGUUUUUAUUUAUUUAUUUAUUUAUAUAUAUUUUAUUUUUUCUCCACUUUUAUACUAAUGCAAGAAAAGCCGUCAUCACACACUUGGACGUGUUUUAUUGGCAGGGCUAAAAUUAUAGUCUGUGAAUCUUUUGCCGGCGACAUUUUGUAAUAAAUGGUUAUCAGGCUAUGCCAGUGGCAGUUAAUGGGAUUAUCCAGCAGGCAGUGUAAGCAAUGAUCUGAAUCUCAGAACAGCCACUCAAAUCCUUUUUAUUUAACCUCAUGCUGUACUAUGCUAGAAUUAUUCUCACUUCAGUACUACUUUAGAAUGCCAUUGGAUAAAAUGCGCUUUUUAGAUAUUUCAUUGUGAAAAGUUCUCAAAAAGUUGUUUUGCAUAUAACCUGACAACGCAACAGGAUAUCCUAAGCCGCCCGACAAAAUGCGGGCUUUAUCAUUGCAGGGAGGCAUACUACGCCCUGCAGAUCGCUGGUCCCCCCCCUGCCAAUUCAUACUUUCCCUCUGGUGACCUGGAUCAGGAGGGAACUGCCUGACCACCCAAGCGGUCCCCAUGCGGCCAAUCCGGCCCUUCAGUGCCAUGUUAUUUAUAUAUUUAAUUAAAAACUCUUCUGUCUGUAUAUUUAAUGUAAUCAUUUUACCUUAUUUGAUCUUAUGAAUUACUAUUUUAGGAAACUGCCUGACAACCAAGACACAUACACAGUGGUGUAUUAAGGAUUUGGGCUGCCCUAGGCAGGACGGUACUCGGAACCCCCCUUCCCCCUUUAAUUAAAAUUUUCCCCACCCCUUCCGGUCAAGGCCGCACUUUGACAGACGCUCACUCACUGACAGAUGCAUACACUCAUUGACAGACACAUACUCUCAUAUACACUGACAAACCAUGAUAUAUAUAUAUAUAUGCACUCACUGACAGAUGCUUGCACGCCUGCGCAGACGCACUUGCAGACACACACAUUUUUAUUAUUUUUAUUUUUACUUUAAAUCCACCCAGCCUCCCUGGGAGAGCUGGAGUGGAUUGCCUUACCUGUCCAGUGGUGCUGCUGGUUGGGCAGGCAGGGGGCACACAGGCUGAGUUGGCGACGCUUAGUGAUGCCGGUUGGACGUCAUAUCCCGGCUUCAUUAAGCGGUGCGGAGGGAGCUGAGCAGGAAGUGCUCAUGUGAGGUAUGCUCCCUCGUUGCCCGCAUCAGGGGGGUGCUCACAAGAUGCCUUGUUUGCCUCGCGGAAGACACGUCCCUGCACAGUUAUCUAUAUCUACUGUUGUAGAUAUUGCUGAACACAAAUUAGUGUGUGGUGUGUUUUUUUUUUUUUUUUUAAACGUGUAAUGGUAGUGAUAUUGUUGGGGAAAGGACAGUUUUUUUGUUUUUGUGAAAAAUGCAAAAAACAAAUAUUCACAAACCCUGGCCAAAGAAGCGUUCAUAACGGGCUAUUAAAGACUGGACAUACCCAAUUUUGAAAUCCCUGAGUUAUCAACUUUUUCAAAUGGAAAGUUAUGAUGGGGGUCAUUUUCAUGCCAUACUGUCUCAAAGGCAUCAUAGGCCCAGCAACACAAUUUGGCAAAUUUCAAUGUGUAAAAACUGAAAAAGGGAACGCCCAAUAUUUGACCCUGUAACUUUCCAAAACCCCCAAAAAACCUGUACAUGGAGUGGCUACUUUUGUACUCGUGAGACGUUGCUGAAUAAUGUGUACCUUUUUUUUUGCAGUAAAAGCCAACUGUAUUAUGACCUUUCCAGUGAAAAUAUUAAUUUUUUUUUAAGAUUUGUAUUAAAUUGUUUGAUAUAUAAAUAUUUGAAGUGAAAGCCCUGUUUCUCCUGAACAAAAUGAUGUAUAACAAAUGUGGGUGCAUUUAAUAUGAAAGUGGUGUAUUUUGGUUGAACAGACAGCGCAAAUUCUAGGUUUAAUUUUUGUUUUUUGGAUCAGAACUUGUACCAUUGCCUCCGUCCUUAAGGGUUAAAAAAGGCAGAUAAUUUUAAAUGUUUCUUUUUAGGCUUGGGAAGAGGGGGGCAGAGUGGAGGGAAAGGAAGGGAGCUGUUUGUAGUGUGUGGAUGGGGGCUGAGAGUAAAUAAAUAAAUAAAAUUCCCACUUCUCUUUCCAAUUGGCUCUGGAGCUUCAGUGGGCAAUGUAUGUGCUUCAUGCUGCUUCCAGCGCCAUCUUGCUGCUCCCCAUGUGGUUCUGGGUAAACUCGCUACAGUGUGUGACGGACACGUCAGCUGUUACUAUGGAAACAAAUACACUUAUAAACUGCUUAAAACUGGUUUAAAAAAACCAAAACAAACAAACCACAAAAGUAUAGUGGUUUCUACAGUAACGGCUGACGUGCCAUAAUUACAUAUGUGGUGUCACACACUAUUUUGAGAUUACCAAGGACCGCAUGUAAUAUGGUGCUGGGAAGUGUCAUGAAGCUCUAAACUCACCUUGGUUUGUUUUUUUUAUUUUGUUUUUUUUGGUGGUAGCAAUUAUCAAAGGGCAGGUGGUUUAAAGCGCUUUUUGUUUGGUGAUUUUGCUUUGUUUUGUAAAGGUAUGUGCACUGACGAAGGGUUGUACCCUGAAACUGUUGCUGUCCUUCAAAUAAACCACUUUGUGCACACAGCAUAUCCCAGGUAUUGUGCUAAUGUCACUGUGCCACAUACUAUAGGACACAUUCAGAGGUUUGGUGGAGUCCAUGCCUUGACGCAUCAGUGAUUUAAAUUAUUUUUUUAUUUUUUGGGGGGCUGCAUAGGGAGACCUACAUAAUAUUAGGCAGGUAGUUUUUAAUAUUGUGGAUCUCUGUGUGUGUAUUAAAUUUAUUUUUUUGACUCCUUCACAAAGCAGCUAACCUAAAAUUCUUACAUCUGUUGGAAUACCCUACUGCCAUCUUUAAUGUUACUAUUUAGUCAGUCUUCUCAGAGGCAGGAUUUUUUUGGUUGGCCGUGAUAGUGGUUGACAUGCUGUGAUUGCAUACCUGUUCAGACAGCCAGAUAAGACCGUACAGCAAUGGGAUCCUGUCUUGUUGAAAUCUUCAAAUUCAGAAUGAACACCUCAGGUUAUUUGUGAUCACGUUCUCUCUACAAUAGGCAGCAAUUGCUCAUAGACAGACCAUUCUCUCUAGGUAAACAUGGUGAUCAUUGGUCUUCAAUUCUAUCAAAUUUCCCUGUUCUUAUUUUUCAGGUCUUGUUUGCCAUGAAUUGUACAUGCACUCCUUUUUACUAGCUGAUAUGAUGAAACAAGCAUGCCUACUGCUUCAUCAGAGCCGUUGGCAUCCAUAAGUGUCCAUGCACGUACGCAAACACCCAUGCAAUCAGAGUCCACUACAAUCUCUAUCUAUCUGUCCCUGCCACGGAGCAGUGUCCCUUAAAAACAUGGAAACCGUUUUUAAAUCAUUUUUUUAUUUUUAUUUUGGUGCCAUGCAUGGCACUGCACAUACCUAGUCUGGUACGCUUCAUUUGUGUUCCUAUUUUAUCUCUCCGAUGCUGGAAAAUAGUAUUGUAUGUAUCAGGAUCCAGUAACGACCUUUAGACAGGGAGUAGUCACUUAGACAUAAACAUCAAGCUUGAGUGAUGGAUGAUGCUGUAAUACAAUUAAUUCGCAGUUAAUGCAACAAAAAACUGAUGCAUCAUGUUGUACAUUGCAAUGCUAAAUGCUCUACAUUUUUUUUUUUUGUUUCCUUUAAGAAAUAUUGAUUUACCUUCCCCCCCCACCCCCCCUCAUUUUUCUUUAUGGUAGGAAUAGAAGAUGGGUAGAAAAGAUGCGGCAUCAACAAGAACCCCAGUCGAUCAAUAUCGCAAGCAAAUAGGUACGUUGUCAUACAUGUAGUUUAAUUGCCAUCAGUGAAAUAUGCUGAAAUUUGUACAUGUUAAUGCAAGCCACUACAAAGCCUUUCUUACCCGAUCACUUGCGUAUUUUAUAUGAAAGAUGGUAGUCUCAAAGCUGCUCAGACAAAAAGAAAACGAGGGGGUGAAAGAAAUAGAUUAUGCAGACAUCUUUCAAACUCAGAAUCUCUUAUUUAUAUGACUUGCAGCCUUGCCUAAAUCUUCAAACAAUCCUCACUGGACCUAGGCAAAGACCGUAGGCCCCUGGAGACCAGCCUCUUUGUUCAGUCUACAGAAUUGCAAGCUAACAAAAUGUACAGAAACUAAUGUUGUAGUUAAGGAAUGCUCAAUAAAUAAGGUCAGAAAAUGCUUUGCUAACAAAACUCGGAAACUUGAUUCAGUGAGGGAUUUCAAUAUAGAUCAAAGCGUCUCGCUGUCUGUUAUAUGCAGGACUAAUUAUUUUAUUUUCAAACUUUGGCUGCUUCCUUGUAACGUAUUUAAUUUACCUAUUCUAACUUUUUUGUAGCUCAGAAAAAUAGUUUGCACUAGGACAAAACUGCAAUGCAUGGAAUGAGUAAAAGGUAUAUAGAAGGAUUUCAUGUCGCUAAAAAAAUAAAAUUGUUUUCCUAUAACCAUUGCAGUUCUAAAUUGUGUUUCGUGUUCACAGAUUAAAUAACCCAUGCUAUACAAAAGAGCAUCUCUGGAUUUAAAAAUGCAUAAUUUCUGUCUGCUGAGGCUACAGCGUGCAAUGAUUCACCAAAACUAGACAGUAGAAGAUUAGUAAAAAUAUGGGUGUAAACCCUGUAAAUCCUUGGAUCCAUUCUGUCUAGUGUCAACCUCUCUUUAGGCAAAUAGUGAUGUAAUAGUUUCUGGGCAUUAUUUUCUUGGCAUAAUUCCUAGCAUUAAAGCGGCACUUUCGCAGUCAAGCCGAAUUCGCAAAGUCCCAGACGGUGAUAUCGCCACUGGUAGUCCAGUGGCCGAGUGGGGGGAGAGGGGCAGGCAAGGAUGAGAUUACUUAACUGAACCUGUCUGAUGCUGCCAUCUUGAUUGAGCUACUCCUCUUCAAUGACGUCACUGCUGUACUAUCGCUCAUUAAAGAGAAUACUGCUUUGAGGCCUAUGGGAAUACCAUGGGAUGCGCCAUAAACCCAGCCAAUAAUGACAUCAGGAAAUGCCAGGCGGAGGAGAAAUACAGAGACAAAGUAGUCCCUCUCCUAUUUAAUUUAGUCUCUACAUUCUCUGUAUUUCUCUUGACUGGGUUGGAAUUUCAGUGAAAUUCCAAUGCCGUCAGAAGUAUUUUUUUUUUUUUGAUGACUGUCACGAUUCGGAGAACCCAACACGCUGGCACACACACACACACACACAGAAAAGGUGCCGUACCGGACCUUAGAGUGGCCGGGCUAAGCACGCUAAGAAUAGUCAGGAGACAAGCCAAGUAAAGGGAGCCAGAAAACAGAGAACGAGAAACAAGCCGAGGUCAAAGGAGUGGAGAAGACAGGAUAAUCGGAAUAACGAGCCAAGUAAUCGGUAACCAGAGAGCAAGACGAGAACACUACGCUACAGGUAUCACAAGACCACAACAGGGCACUGAGGGACAGGAAAGGUAAGUAUAAAUACCCUUGGUUUUAUUCUGAUUGGAUAACUUCCAAUCAGAAUUAACAAUCACACGUGGGGGAUAUCUAUACCUCCCACUGUGAUUGUGGUACUGUCCCUUUAACGCUGGGUCACUCACGUGACCCCGGCGUUUACAUAGUUCAGUGACCUUCCAGCGUGCAGCGUUAUACAUGCUGCCGCUGGGGGGCGUGGAGGACGGGGGCGGCGAGCGGCAGAGAGGAGACGCCGCUCGCCGACAGGUAAGCAGAGGGGAGACCGCGGGCGGCGAUGGACUGAGGGUGAGUGCUGCAAGUGGCGUGCAGCCUCCCCUCCUAGCCGCCCGCGGAUCCCUGACAAUGACCAUGCUGCUUUGAUACAAACUGAGUAUUAUUAAAAUGCCACUACCUCCCAUGUGCAUUUAUUAGAGCUAACGUCUCUCGUUCUUCUAAUGGCUAUUUCCAACACAAUAACAAAGAGCAAUAUCCUUCAUGGUUACGUGAACAAAACAAGAAUUCAGUGUACUUCACUCCUUAAUAGUCCCCAUAGUGCAAUCCCAUGGCACACUUUUGGGAUGUCACAGCACAAACUAGCAUCAGACAUCAGACAUGUAUCAGCAACUCUUGGUUGUCCCCUAUUUGAGUAGUUCAGCACUGGGAGAUGAUAUCAUUUAUGAAAGCAAUCCAUGAAACUGGACACCACAAACUGCAACAUAUUUAAUUACUUUGCCAAACUGCUCCAUUUUUUUUUUUUCUCAUCAAUACAGUUAGUUGUGGAUACUCCCCUUCUGUGUAUACCACACAGAACCAAAAACAUUCUGCCGCAGGACUGAUGGAAUAUAAAAAUCCAGAAUGGUUCUGCAAACUUAACUUUUUAAAGUGAACCUGUCCAACGCUAAUCUACAGGCAGUGAAAUUCAUGCUAGUAAACUGAUAAAGAAAUAUGUAGAUUAGUUUUCCUGUUCAGCACAUUUGGAUUAUUAAAUCGGGGGGAGCUCUGUCCAGAUUAUUCACUAAAGUAUGAAUUGUCUUGAGCAGGACUGUCUAACAUGUGGGCUGCAUACGGCCUGUAGAGCUCACAGUGGAGGCCAAUCAUAUGGUUAUGGGACUCGGAAGGGCCCCAGUCAGGCCACCGGACCAGGUUCCUGUCACAGCAUUAGAUCCCCCCCGUAUCCUACUGGGAGGAACAGAGUUCAGGUCACUACCUUGUGGGUAGGCAGGAGCAGGCACACAGUAGGGGAGUCUGGAAUCUCAGACUCUUGUCAUCCUUGACUAGCAAGUUCACACUGGACCUCUGGUAAGCCACCCUCCAGCACCCAAAACUUUACGAAAGUGGAGCUUGGAAUAAAAAUGUAUGUGUGGCAGUGUAUUCACACCCUGCAUUUACAUGCCAAUAAUAUGUACAUAUACACCACUGGACACCAACACUAAACACAGUUUAAUGAGAUUUUAGAACUUUUGAACUGAGACGUAGUGUGCUGAAUCUUAUGAUGCAAGGGUUGUUGGUUCAAUUCUGCCCAUUCUGUACAAAUGAGUUUCAGGGGUUAUGAUUUCAAUCCCUGCGUUGUGAUUUGUUAUGGUGAAAAUAGUCACACUGGACAAACUGCUGUCUAUACUUUCAGUUUGGCUACCCUGGAAUUAAACUUGAAAUUCACUUUGAAUUCUCACUUUGGUAAUAAAAUAUUAAGACAUGCAUAUUUCUCUUGAGAAUUGUAUUCUGUGUCUGGGGAAUAAGGCAAGGAAACAGUUCAUUUUGCUUGUGGACUCCAUGUUGUUAUAAUGGAGUUCUUUGUCUACUCAGGCCUUAACUGUAGCUAUAUUUUUAUUUUUCAUAAUAUUUAUCUAAAUGACUUGAUUCCUAUUGGUUUCCUGAAUUGUUACAACCCAUCCCACAACAGAAUUAUGUUUAAAGUCUCCAUGCUGGAAACAAGAUAUUUAAAAUAUAUUAAAGGGAGUUUAUAGUCUUGAAAUGAACAGUUUUAGACCCCACUUUGCUGUAAAAUGAAAUGCACUCUACUCGUUUCUAGUGCCACAACUUACAGUGAAAUCAGCAUCCAUACUGACAUCACCUGCAAUCUCCUACAAUCCAUUGUGCCUCUAGUGAGGAAAAAAAGAGAAUUGGAGAGAGCUAUGCUUCUAAAUGCUACCAGGAUGCAUACCGGUGGCCUUCUAAAUACAUUAACCCUCAUUUAAUUCCAUUAAGCAUUAUUUAAUUCCUUAGCGACCGUGGACGUACAGGGUACGUCAGCCCAAAAAGUUAACUGCUGUAAGGGUAUUACAUGAUGCCUCGAUAUCGAGGCAUCUUGUAAUAGCCCCCACACUCUCGGGCACCCCCGGAGCGAUCACGUCCGGGUUGCUGCAUGUGGCGUCCAGCAGUGUAGAGCAGAGCCACGGAAGCCAUCAUGCAGGCUUCCAAUACUCUGUGUGUACUGAGUGCCUCGAGGGGUCGAGGCACUCAGUAAUAGUAAAUAAAUAAAUAAAUAAUAAUUAAAAAAAAAAUACAAUUACAAAAAAGUUAAAUUUAAAAAAAAUUAACCCUCUACCCUCCCUCCCAUCUCCCUCCCCAUGUACUUACCAAUAGCUGCUGUUCCCCCGCUGGUGAUCUGUGUUCUUCUGAGCCCAGACAGUCCCCUCCUCUGCACUGUAGGACCCCCAGGUGGCCAGUGCUGCCAGCAUGGGGACUGCAUGAACUGACAGGCAGUCCCCCUGCUGGUGAAAAAGUAAAAAUAAAGUUAAUAAAAGUAAAUUUUUUUUUUUUUUAUUUAAUUUAAAAAUGUGUGAAUAUGUAUUAAUAUAUAAAAUUACACACACGUGUGUGUGUGUGUGUGUGUGUGUGUGUGUGUGUGUGUAUAUAUAUAUAUAUAUAUAUAUAUAUAUAUAUAUAUAUAUAUAUAUAUAUAUAUAUAUACUGUAAAAAUAAUUUUAAAAAAAUUCUGUCAUUUUAUUCCAUUAUAUAUUUAAUUAAGGGAACACAAAAAUAAAACAUCCUAGAUCUAAAUGAAUUAAAUAUUCUUCUGAAAUACUUUGUUCUUUACAUAGUUGAAUGUGCUGACAACAAAAUCACACAGAUUAAAAAAUGGAAUUCAAAUUUUUCAACCCAUGGAGGUCUGGAUUUGGAGUCACACUCAAAAUUAAAGUGGAAAAACACACUACAAGCUGAUCCAACUUUUGAUGUAAUUUCCUUAAAACAAGUCAAAAUGAGGCUCAGUAGUGUGUGUGGCCUCCACGUGCCUGUAUGACCUCCCUACAACACCUGUGCAUGCUCCUGAUGAGGUGGCGGAUGGUCUCCUGAGGCAUCUCCUGCCAGACCUGGACUAAAGCAUCUGCCAACUCCUGGACAGUCUGUGGUGCAACGUGAUGGUGGAUGGAGCGAGACAUGAUGUUCCAGAUUAGCUCAAUUGGAUUCAGGUCUGGGGAAAGGGCGGGCAACAAUGCCUUCGUCUUGCAGGAACUGCUGACACACUCCAGCCACAUGAGGUCUAGCAUUGUCUUGCAUUAGGAGGAACCCAGGGCCAACCGCACCAGCAUAUGGUCUCACAAGGGGUCUGAGGAUCUCAUCUUGGUACCUAAUGUCAGUCAGGCUACCUCUGGCGAGCACAUGGAGGGCUGUAUGGACCCCCCCAAAGAAAUGCCACCCCGCACCAUUACUGACCCACUGCCAAACCGGUCAUGCUGGAGGAUGUUGCAGGCAGCAGAACGUUCUCCACGGCGUCUCCAGACUCUGUCACGUCUGUCACAUGUGCUCAGUGUGGACCUGCUUUCAUCUGUGAUGAGCACAGGGCGCCAGUGACGAAUUUGCCAAACGUCCUGCAUGGUGUUGGGCUGUAAGCACAACCCCCACCUGUGGACGUCGGGCCCUCAUAUUACCCUCAUGGAGUCUGUUUCUGACUGUUUGAGCAGACACAUGCACAUUUGUGGCCUGCUGGAGGUCAUUUUGCAGGGUUCUGGCAGUGCUCCUCCUGUUCCUCCUUGCACAAAGGCGGAGGUAGCGGUCCUGCUGCUGGGUUGUUGCCCUCCUAUGGCCUCCUUCACGCCUCCUGAUGUACUGGCCUGUCUCCUGGUAGCACCUCCAUGCUCUGGAUACUACGCUGACAGACACAGCAAACCUUCUUGCCACAGCUCGCAUUGAUGUGACAUCUUGGAUGAGCUGCACUACCUGAGCCACUUGUGUCGGUUGUAGACUCUGUCUCAUGCUACCACUAGAGUGAAAGCACCGCCAGCAUUCAAAAGUGACCAAAACAUCAGCCAGGAAGCUUAGGAACUGAGAAGUGGUCUGUGGUCACCACCUGCAGAACCACUCCUUUUAUUGGGGGUGUCUUGCUAAUUGCCUAUAAUUUCCACCUGUUCUCUAUCCCAUUUGCACAUCAGCAUGUGAAAUUGAUGGUCACUCUGUGUUGCUUCCUAAGUGGACAGUUUCAUUUCACAGAAGUGUGAUUGACUUGGAGUUACAUUGUGUUGUUUAAGUGUUCCCUUUAUUUUUUUUGAGGUGUGUGUGUGUGUGUGUGUGUGUGUAUAUAUAUAUAUAUAUAUAUAUAUAUAUAUAAUGUGUGUGUGUGUGUGUGUGUGUGUGUGUGUGUGUAUCUAUAUCUCUAUUUUCAUUCUAUGUAUAUCUCGUUAAUCACCAUGGACGUACAGAAUAUGUCCGACAAGAAGGUUAAGGACCGCAGACGUACCUAGUAUGUACGUGGCAAAUAGGAGCCCUGGACUUACCUGUACCGGCGAUCUGCGGCGAUCACGGUCAGGGGGGCUGCCGGAGACCCCAGCAGUCCCCCUUCAGUAGCUCCGACCACCCCUGCCCUCCAGGGCCAUGUGAUCAGCAUGAUCACAUCGCCGCAAUACGACUCUAGGAGCUGCCAGUCCCCCAUGCUGCUAAAAAGUAAUGAAAAUUAUAAAAUGAAUGUUAUACAUAUGUAAAUGUUCUAAAAUAAUGAAAGCGCUUUUUUUUUUUUUACAUUCAUUUUAUAAAAAUGUUUUAAUAGUAAAUUAUGAUAAUAUGGAAAAUAAUGGUAUCGUUAGAUUUAAAAUCUACCUUAUUUCCAUCACUACAGACCAUGCCCGAACCAACCUCCUAGUUGACGUCAACAAAAUGUUUUCAGCCAGUCCGAUGCUUUCCCUUUGGGAAAGCAUUGGAUUGGAUGAAAUUUUAAAGGAGGUGGGACAGGGAUGGGGUCAAACGCCGGCUUGGCCAGUCAGCAACUCCUCACCAUGCUCAAUCACUGAGGGGAAAAAUUAAGCGUCUCCAUGAACACUGUGCAGCACUGACCCAGGAAGCGGUUACUUGGUUACAGUAACUAUAGUGUUAGCCCUGUAAUGGAAAAAAAUGCCUCUCCUGCAAAAUGGUAAUGUGUUGUUUUUUUGUUUUGUUUUUUUUUGUCUGCAAGUUGUAGUGUUAAAAUGACAGGGACAUGGCACCUACACCACUUCAUUGAGAUGAAAUGAUCUGGGUGCCUAGAGUCCGUGUAACUACUAAACUGUGCUAGAAUUGAGUUGGUAACCAUUCCUCUUCCCCUUAAGAAGUGAAAUGGGCAUGAUUUUUUACUUUUAAAUACAUUUUAAAAAACUCUUAUUUGGUCAAAACAUAAAGAGGUUCACGUUUCCUUUAUCUCAUAGGCAUGGUUAUAUUGUCUGGAGUCAUCUGGCACCAUCCUUCCAUUCAUUUUACCAUGUUUUGUGGUUGAGUACCAUCCAUGGUGCCAAUAAUGGCAAUGAUUUAUGGAAAUGAGCAUUGUUGCUCAAUAAGGGACACUGCAAAAAUGUCUGGUCACUUAUUACUUGAUCUGUAAAUAAAAUCAAGGGGUGGGGAGGUGGGCGAGAGAACAGCAGUAAAAAGAACAAAUAAAAAUCUGCAAUAUAUUAAAGUCUAUAACCUCCCCCCCAUUCCUCAGUUGUUUACUUCUUCUUACUUGAUCUGUUUACAAAUGCCAGAAAAAUGCACAUACCUGUAUACUGCAAAAUAUAUACAUAUUUAUAUUGUGUAUGUAUUUUGCAGAAAACCUACCUGAUUUUUAGUUUUAAUUUUUUGGUUCGUCUGUAUAGUUUGGUCAAAAUUUAUGGGAACGGAAAUACCAAAUGAACUAAUUUUGGACCAUUCUAAACAAUUGAUUUUAUUUAAUUUUUUAUUUUUUUUGCCGUACUCAAAUCUAUUGAACUGAUCUCAAAUUUUAGGCAUUAAUAACCAUUUUUGUUUUAUUGGCAUUUUGCAGGUUGGUUAUAACUUUUUUAUUUUUUUUUUAUUUUUAAUAUGUUCUUUAACAUUCUCUAAAUAAUGCACCAAAUCUUGAAGUUAAAACAAAAAAUUCUUCAUCACACUUUAGAAUUCAUGCCACCUAAAUAUACUGUAGGGUUUAUAGAUGACCUUUUUAAUUUCUUAUGUCAUGCACAUCAAGCAGGCCACUGAUCUCACUUAUUUUUUGCCACAGGAAAUUGAUGUCAAGCCGGGUAGAAAUAUGGUGGCAUACUGGAGAAGAAUCCUUUUCCUCCUUUUAGCAUCCUACAAGCUUUUUCUAAUAGAGUGCACAACAGACGAAGAAGUUCCUGAUGAAUGGACGCUCCUUCAUGUAGUCGAGGGACAAAUAGGGGCAGGGAACUACAGUUAUUUUGGGUUAAAUUAUGACGGAAAGAUAAUACUCCAAAUGCAGUGUCUUGCAGGCGAUGCUGAUUUGUACGUAUCUGCUGCAACCCUGCAUCCAAGCUUCGAUGAAUAUGAGCUGCAGUCAGCAACAUGUGGGCUUGACAUAAUUACUGUGCCAGAUCAUUUCAGCCGGCCAGUGGGCAUUGGCAUCUACGGACAUCCCUUUUACCAGGAAAGUAAAUUUGAGCUGCAAAUAUUUUAUGACAAAACCAUCUACGAUGAUCCUUAUGCUGAUGCCUCUUUUGAUCCUGAAGAUGUAGAAGCUAGUCAAAAAAAGCAGGGACAAAUGCCACCGGAUACAUCUCAGGAGGAGAAACCUGUGCUGAAGGAUAUAGUAAUAGGGAUACUGAAACUGAUCCUUGAAAUACUUUUCUAAGUGCACUUUCGUUAGUAUUCCAUACUUUCAAUGCAUUUAUCUUUUUUGUAACUUGCAAUAACUGGAAUUGUUGUUAACUUCAGGGGCUAAGUGCAGGAGCAGCUGCGGUUUCCUACUUGGCUGUGAUGUUAAGCAAAUAUUUACUAAAAACGUCCUUCUUGAAUGUUCUCUAAUCUUGCGUGAUGAAGCUUUGGUGUUGAUGCUAGAACCACAACACGGACUAAAUUCUUCCCAAAGCAGGGGAUUUUAACCCCCUUAAGGACCAAACCUCUGGAAUAAAAGGGAAUCCUGACAUAUCACACAUGUCAUGUGUCCUUAAGGGGUUAAUGUUGCUGUAGGGAUUUAGCACUUUGCGUUGUUUAUUAAAAGAAUGAACUAUUUUCACACUGUAGAAUUUAAUUUGGUAAUUCACAAUGUAUUUUGAUUAAGAAAACUGUUACAGACUGGAAUCUGUACACCAUUUUUGCAAUGCUGUUGGGAAUAAAAAAAGAUUUCUGGUGCCGCA
Molecule: messenger RNA, 28412 nt
Organism: Pelobates cultripes (western spadefoot toad)
Lineage: Eukaryota; Metazoa; Chordata; Amphibia; Anura; Pelobatidae
Source: the annotation of a GenBank genome assembly